Molecule: messenger RNA, 1227 nt
Organism: Drosophila ananassae
Lineage: Eukaryota; Metazoa; Arthropoda; Insecta; Diptera; Drosophilidae
Gene: slv
Product: sugar transporter SWEET1
Exons: 6
Coding region: 503-1039 (178 amino acids)
Biological process (GO): carbohydrate transport
Cellular component (GO): membrane
Molecular function (GO): sugar transmembrane transporter activity
Source: RefSeq, a predicted model, not a curated record
UUCUGCAUUUCCGGUAACCUAAAUGGAAUGUAGGUUGUUCCAUGCUCGGUCUUUUCUUUCGAAACCACCCAGAAGUGCAGACGCCCAAAUAGUAUCUCUCUGCAAGUGUAAAUUUUAUCAGCGCAAGAGCAGCGCAAGUGCAGUGUUCAUUUUUUUUAUUUAUCAACUACCAAAUUUGCAACGGUGAUAAGGGCAGCCUAAGCCUGUGUUUGUGGGUUUUUUUUGUUUUUGUUUCGCGGCUUUAUAAAAGCGCGACCUCGUGGCGGCCUUAUCAAAAUUUAUCAGGCUUUUAGUGAAGUGGAAAAAAAAACGGAAUUGGAAAAUAUGAAGAUAAUAUUUAAUUUUUUUUAAACUUUCGCGAACAAAAUGGUUGUCAGUUUAAUUUUAAAUCGUUUAAUUUUAAUCCUCGUGCGAAAAUAAGUUUGUUUUAAAAUUCUAUGGUGUGCAAAAGCCUCAUUACACUCAUUUACAGCAACCCAAAGCAGAGAUCGAUCUUUCGCCGAUGGAUUUACACUGCAGCUUCUGGCUUCGGUACGGCGUUUUAACCAACGAGCAGAGCAUUGUACUGGUCAACAUAAUUGGCUCAACGCUGUUUCUGAUCUACACGCUGGUCUACUAUGUGUUCACCGUGAACAAACGUGCCUUUAUAAAACAGUUUGGUUUCGCGCUCACCGUACUGAUUUCGGUCAUCUGGUACACCAAUCGACUGGAAGAUCAGCGGGAACAGAUGAUACACGUCACGGGAAUCGUUUGUUGUGUCGUAACCGUGUGUUUCUUCGCCGCCCCGCUCGCCAGCUUACUGCAUGUCAUUCGGGCCAAGAACUCGGAGAGCCUGCCUCUGCCCCUGAUUGCCACGUCCUUUUUGGUCAGCCUGCAGUGGCUAAUCUAUGGCAUACUGAUAUCGGACUCGUUUAUCCAGAUACCAAACUUUCUGGGCUGCCUUUUGUCCCUGUUGCAGCUGGGAUUGUUUGUUAUUUACCCGCCGCGGAGCUAUUCCGGCCAUGGCUACAAGCUUGUUGAACAGGCGGUGCCAUUUUAGGGGACUGAUUUGAUACAGCCACGCAUUUUUGCUACGGUAUUCAAGUGUGUCGCAUACAGGAUAUAUAUUUUAGUAUAACUUUAUGGUCGAACAUGCUUCUCGCUUAGACGCCAAGCUUAUUUACUAUAGACAUACGUAAGCCUAUAUUUAUUGUAAAAUAUUUAUUAAAAAUCCCCAAUUUGUCACAA